AUGCAUGCUGCAAUUAAAUCUAACAAAGAUACAGCUCCAGAGAUAGAGAGAAUCUCAUACUCCAUGAUUAGCCAUCUAGGUUCUCAAGCCACACAGAUAUUACUUCUUCUCUUCAAUAAAUCACUUGAAGCUGGCCGCCUUCCUAAAGCUUGGAAAGAUUUAGACAUUCAACCUAUACCAAAGUUAUUCUGCCGUACAUCACUCCUUUCUUGCUUCAAUAUAACCAUGGAAAGGGCCAUUUUAAGAAGAUUAAGAUUCAUGAUAAACCACUCACAUAAACACUUCUUUGCCUUCUGCAAAGGAUUUGGCACCGGCGAAAAUCUUGCCACAAUACACAGCCUUUCGGAUGGCAAGGAUUUCAUUAUUGUAUUUCUUGAUCUCGAAAAGGCCUUUGAGCUUGCAAACAAGGAAGCCAUCAUCAGCACACUUGCCUCGAGAGGAAUAUCUGGAAAAUUACUUCAAUGGUGUAAUGACUACCUCCUGGAAAGGAAAGCUUGUAUCCUGCCAAACUCCCACAUAAUUGCAUAUGCUGAUGACAUACAGCUGAUUACCACAGACAACUCAUCAACACCCAACAUACCCUCGAUCUAUUAUCCUCUAGAUGCAAGGAACUCGGCCUGA
Molecule: messenger RNA, 621 nt
Organism: Penaeus monodon (black tiger shrimp)
Lineage: Eukaryota; Metazoa; Arthropoda; Malacostraca; Decapoda; Penaeidae
Exons: 2
Coding region: 1-621 (206 amino acids)
Source: RefSeq, a predicted model, not a curated record